Lingula anatina is the source of this 3664-nucleotide messenger RNA. RefSeq lists its product as uncharacterized. Gene Ontology annotation, molecular function: RNA binding. Gene Ontology annotation, cellular component: spliceosomal complex. Lineage: Eukaryota; Metazoa; Brachiopoda; Lingulata; Lingulida; Lingulidae. Gene Ontology annotation, biological process: regulation of mRNA splicing, via spliceosome. The record is from RefSeq and is a predicted model, not a curated record.
UCUCGUUAAUCCAUAAUCAUGUGAUCUAAGUUCGAGAGAAAAACGAGAGUAGGAGAGAGGAAGAAAGUCAAGGCCUUCAAAAUGACUGAUGCAGGCUUUUUCAAGGGUACCAGUGCAGAGCAGGAUAAUCGCUUUGCAGACAAAAAGAAAAAACUAAUGAAAACUAUGAGGUUUUCUGAGUCUAUAGACAAAAAGGUGGAUAUGUCUAAGAUAAACUUGGACACAAUAAAGCCUUGGAUAGCCCAAAGAGUAACGGAUCUUUUAGGAGUUGAAGAUGACGUUAUUGUUGAAUUCAUUUAUAAUCAGUUAGAGGAAAAGAAUCCAGAUGGAAAAGAGAUGCAGAUAAACCUCACAGGAUUUCUCAAUGCCAAAAAUGCUCGCACAUUUAUCAGUGAGUUGUGGGACCUCUUACUAAGUGCUCAAGACAACAUCAGUGGAAUACCUACUGUGUUCUUAGAGCAAAAGAAAGAAGAAAUAAAAAAACGACAGGCUGAGCAAGAACACAUUCGUGCCAAUCUGGAGAAGAGGGAAAAGGAGAUCAAGGAAGCAUUGGCCAAGGAGCGUAAAGACAGUGAGAAGAGAGACCAGGACAAAGACAAAGAAAGAGACAAAAGAAGACGCAGGCGUCGUGGAGACAGAAGCCCAUCCAAGUCCCCAAGGUUACGUCCAUCCAGAUCAAGAACACCAACUCCAGAACCAAAGAAAGACAAGGAAAAGCAGUCUGGAACUGAGGAGUCAGAUAUUGAAAUAAAAAAUAAGACAGUAGAGGACAGUCAAGGAAAGGAAGAUGAAGAUGUGAAGCCUGUGAAUGGGAAUGCAUCAGUGGAAGAAAAAGAAAACACUGAAGAAAAGGGAAAAGAUAAAGAAAUGGACAAAGCACCUUUGGAAACAAAGAGGGAAUCAAAAGAAAAAUCAAAUAGAUCUGAAAGCAGAUCACCCUCACCCAAAAAGAACAAGGCAAGAUCCAGGUCAAGAGAUAAAAGAAGCAAAUCAAGGGAGAAAAGAAGUCGGUCAAGGGACAAAAGAAGUCGGUCCAGAGACAAAAGAAGUCGGUCCAGAGACAAAAGAAGUAGAUCAAGGGAAAGAAGGAGGUCCCCUAGAAGAAGGUCACCAUCACCAAGGAGGAGGUCACCAUCACCAAGGAGACGUUCUCCACCCCGUAGAAGACCUAGAAGAAGUCCAUCUCCAAGGAGAAGAUCACCUAGGAGGCGCAGCAUAUCUCCAAGAAGACGUAGCAUAUCACCUAGGAGACGUAGUCGGUCACCAAGGAGGCGACCAUCACCGAGAAGACGACGCUCAUCCACGGGCAGCCCAGUUAGGGGACCAAAGACAAGGAAAAGGUCCGAUUCAUCUGAAAGUCCUGUGAGAAAAGCGGCAGCUAGCAGAUCAUCUUCUUCAGCCAGUCCUCCUCCAGUAAAGAAAGCACCUAUGGAAAAGAAACCACGUUCCUCAAGCAGCAGCUCUAGCUCACCAUCACCCCCAGCUAAGAAAAAGAUGGUCAGGGAUGAAAGUGAUUCUUCACCAGAACGUAAGGAAAAGAAAGCAGAUGAAAAUUAUUCAGAUGCAUCUCCAGAUAAACAGAAAUCUGUGCAGAAAAGAAGACAUUACAGGACACAUGAAGAUUUGGCAAAGUCUGACAGUUCAUCAGAUGAAGAGGACGCAAAACCUGCUGCAAAAAGUGAAAAAAAUCGUAGAGACAGGGACAAACCCAGUGAUGGUACAAGAAGACGUAGGAGUUCCCCAUCCCCUCGUGAUCGAUGGAGGAGAAGGUCCUCUCCUUCACCAAGGCGCAGACCAUCGCCUAGGAGACGUUACUACUCACCAGACCGUUGGCGUUCUCCUCCUCGCAGAGCUGUUCCAAGGCGCUCACCCCCAAGAAGGAGAUCUCCUUCACCAAGAAGACGUUCACCUGAGAGAUCCCCAGUCAGAUCAAGACCAAGACGUGAACCUAGCAAAUCUGCUUCACCACCACCCAGGAGAAGACCGUCACCAUCUGAUUCUCCUAGAAGGAGACCAGCUCCCGCUGUCUCUUCACCAACUAAAAGGCAUCAUUCCUCUUCUACAUCACCACCACCUAGAAGACACCGCUCCUCUUCUGCAAGCCCACCAAGGAAAAAAGCAUCCUCUCCACUUACGGUUACUCGUAUGUCAUCAGAGUCACCAUCACCUGUAAGGAAAAGACCUGCACCUUCACCAAAGAAGCGUCAGCCUUCACAUGCAAGAUCCCCUCUGAGAAAAACUGUGAAAAAUUUGCCUGCAAGAAAGAGAAAGUCACCAUCUAGGUCACCACCACCACCUGCCCGAAGAAAUCGUUCACCAUCUGCUUCAUCAUCCGGAUCGGGUUCACCACCACCAAAACCAAAAAUUACCAAACCAAGACCAGAGAGUGUUUCCCCAUCACCACCACAUAAAAGUAGACCAGAAAGACCUCGCUCCGUCUCUGCUUCUCCGCCAAGACAAGAAAAACCAAAAAGGACACACAGCCCUUUAAGAAGUCGGGAGGCUGAGGAAGCUGGUGGAGACUAUAGAACUGUAAAGAGGUCUGGAAAGGUGGAGCCCUCAUCUCCCCCAGCAAAGAAACGGGAUUUGUCACCAGAUGUAGAGCAAUCGCCAAAGAAAAAAGUCUUGAAGGAGAAAGCUGCAUCAGCAAGUCCAUCUGAUGCCUCUGACAAUGAAGCUGGAACUAAAAAGAAAAAGAAGAAAAAGGACAAAAAACACAAGAAGCACAAAAAGCAUAAGAAGCACAAGCAUAAGAAGGGAAAAGAUGGAGAGGGUUCAGGGAGUGGAGAGGAAAAUAGCUUAGAGGACCUGGAGAAAAAAUUGAGAGAGAAGGCUCUGAAGACACUCCAACAAUCAAAGGCUAAGAAAGAUGACCCUAACAACAUGGAUGAACUUGAGAGGCAGCUGAGAGAAAAGGCAUUAAAAUCCAUGCAGCAGAAGGCAAAGUCUGCCAGUGACGGAAGCAGUAGCUGAUAACUGUAUGCGACACAAGAAUAUUUUAGAUAUGAGACUAUACAUAACCAGAAUAUUGAUGUAAAUCCAAUGUUUUUACUGUUAUUGCACCAGCCUGUAAAAAUGGAGGAGGCAUGGAAUUAAAAUAAACUUUUGCUUAACAUAAAUUUUGCUUUUUUUUUUUUUUUCAAUGAUUCAUUUAAAGCCAACUUUUAAAACUUGGUAAUGAGAGCUGUACAUCAUUUAGGUUCUAUCACCACGCUGUAAAUAAAAACAUGAUGGCUGUAUAAAAAAAUGCAUCAAAAUAUGAAGCUACUCGAGAACUUUUGUUGGUUUGUGCCAGUUUAAAUUUUGGCACUUUUUUUAAUGAAUUGUCAACAGAUGUGCUUUGUUUAAGUAAUUUGUGCAGUAUUUGACGUUCCCAGUUAGGGCGUUUUGCAUUAUUUGAUCUGUUCAAUUUUCUGUUACCAGUUCAAAUAGCAACACAGCUUACAAAAUCUCUGUGUAGAGUUUACAUUUGUACUCUUCUCAUCAGCAACAAUUUUCAUCUGAGGCUAAGGGGAAGUUUUUUGCUUGAUAUCACUGACAAAUUGUAGACUACCAAAAGUCUUGGAUGGAAGUUAUUUUAGAAAGUUCAGAAUGAUAUGUGUCAUGUAAUUAAUGUGAUUAAAGCAUGAUGGUCUUUGCAAAUAAAUUGUGGUAGUUGCACUGA